Callorhinchus milii (elephant shark) is the source of this 1958-nucleotide messenger RNA. It is a transcript of the gene irx5a, whose product is annotated as iroquois homeobox 5a. Gene Ontology annotation, biological process: regulation of transcription by RNA polymerase II; cell development; neuron differentiation. Gene Ontology annotation, cellular component: nucleus. The record is from RefSeq and is a predicted model, not a curated record. The transcript is spliced from 3 exons. Bases 325 to 1878 code for a protein of 517 amino acids. NCBI's taxonomy places the organism in Eukaryota, Metazoa, Chordata, Chondrichthyes, Chimaeriformes, Callorhinchidae. Gene Ontology annotation, molecular function: DNA-binding transcription factor activity, RNA polymerase II-specific; RNA polymerase II cis-regulatory region sequence-specific DNA binding.
GAGUGCGUAGAAGGCGUCAGAAAACCCUCAAUUUCUAACUUGCAUCUUGCAGGACCUUCUCUGAGCCCCAAUCCAAAGGAAAACUUCUGCAAGCAAGUAAACACCGACUGGGAGAGAGAGAGAGAGAGAGAGAGAGAGAGUCAGCCCCAGCAGCUGACAGCACAGACCCAGGCGAUCUGCCGCUGCUCUCUAUGACUACCGAUCACACCAUUCGCAUAAAAAGCUUCGGAAAUAUAGGCUGUUGAUAUUUUUUUUUUCUUUUUUUUUAUAUUAUAUAUUAUAGACACCUAAAGAGAAAGAGAGAGAGGAGAGAAAUCUUAAGCCAUGUCGUAUCCUCAGGGCUACUUAUAUCAACCUUCAGCUUCUUUGGCUCUUUAUUCGUGUCCAGCCUACACUACGAGCGUCAUAUCGGGACCCAGGACGGAUGAACUUGGGAGAUCUUCCUCGGGCUCUGCUUUCAGCCCUUACGCCGGAUCUACAGCCUUCACAGCCGCCUCCCCGGGUUACAACAGCCACCUCCAGUACGGUACAGACCCGACCGCUGCCUUCACUUCCUACGUGGGCUCUCCCUACGAUCACUCCACGGGAAUGGCCGGAUCUAUCGGAUACCACCCCUACACAGCUCCUUUGGGCUCUUACCCCUAUGGCGAUCCAGCCUACCGAAAAAAUGCCACCAGAGACGCGACUGCCACUCUCAAAGCCUGGCUCAACGAGCACAGGAAGAACCCCUACCCCACCAAAGGCGAGAAGAUCAUGUUGGCCAUCAUCACCAAAAUGACCCUGACUCAAGUGUCCACCUGGUUCGCCAACGCCAGGAGGAGGUUGAAGAAGGAGAACAAGAUGACCUGGACCCCGAGGAACAGGAGCGAAGACGAGGAGGAAGAGGAGAACAUCGACCUGGAGAAGAACGACGACGACGAGCCGCACAAAUCGUUGGAGAAGGGCCACUCGUCGGAAGCCGAGUCAGGAGAUCAGAAGAGCCACCUGGUCGAAACUCCUUGCGAAAGAUUCGAAGAUGAAGACGAUCCGAGUGGCAAAGAGAGUGAAAACAUCACGAGCGAUUCGGAGUUAAAACACCCCGAAGAAAGGGAGACCUCACGCUCGCCCAAAGCCACCACUUCUGCUUCUUCUUCUUCUUCUUCUUCUGCUUCCAGUUCUACUUCGACUUCUUCUUCAUCUUCUUCUACUUCGUCCUCCACCACCACCUCCUCCACCGUCUCCUCCACCAUCUCCUCCUCCUCCUCCUCCUCCUCGCUGCUGCUGCUGGUGCCUCACGGAGCUGAGCUCUCGCAGGAGAGCCACGACCCCCGAGUGGAAAACGCACAUACAAAGCCGAGUCGCUCCCUGACUCACGGCACCGGCUCCGGCCACGCGACCUCGGUCAUCCAUUCCACCCCGACGGCGGCAACGGGGCCAACGGGGCCAACGGGGACGGUCGCCUCCAAGCCCAAGCUCUGGUCACUGGCCGAGAUCGCCACCUCGGACAAGUCGAAAGAACAGAACGAGCCCCCGCAGGGUGUGUGCCCGGGCCAGGGCUGCGCCGCGCCGGCCAGCGCCUCGUCCCCGUCCCGCUCCCCCUGCCCGUACCCGAGCAGCGCCGUGUUGGCUCGGCCUCUCUACUACACCUCGCCCUUCUACACCGGCUACACGAACUAUGGCAGCUUCGGGCACCUCCACGGCCACAGCCACAGCCACAGCCACAGCCACGGCGGUGCCCCCACGCAUUUCCCUUCCAAUGGAUUAAGUCAGACUGUCUUAAACCGAGUAGAGACUCUGGUCAAACUCAGUCCCGAGAUUAAAACAAAGAGCCCGACACAAAUAGAUCAUUGCAAGGACACGUCGCCUUUUGAUUUGAAGAAAGGUAUGUCGACUAUUUAAUAUUGGUUCCUCCGUCGAAUCUCUUGGACACUAUUUAUUAUUUUCCGUGGCAAAUUAUUUUUCCUUCCCCACUCCCUCCC